AUGAAGCUCUCUAUCAUCUUCGCCGCUCUGGUUUCAGUCGUUGCCGCUGGCGAGCUCACCCCCAAAGCAUGCAUUGCCAAAGACGGAGUCUGCUGGACUGGUGCAGGCGGCUCAAAGGGUGCCUGCUGCCCAGGCCUGAAGUGCACUGAGGUCAUCACGGACUUGAAGCACUGCAAAUAA
Messenger RNA from Aspergillus wentii DTO 134E9, 180 nucleotides. RefSeq lists its product as uncharacterized. NCBI's taxonomy places the organism in Eukaryota, Fungi, Ascomycota, Eurotiomycetes, Eurotiales, Aspergillaceae. Bases 1 to 180 code for a protein of 59 amino acids. The transcript is spliced from 2 exons. The record is from RefSeq and is a predicted model, not a curated record.